UGAUUCAAAACCUAGUUUCUCUGCAACCGCCGCUCUUAUCUCACCUCCCCCAGACUGCCCCCGAAUGGCCAGUACAACAUACUCAUCAUAAAUACAUAAAUCCUUGGAGACAGAGAAUGCGAGAAGAGAAAGAUCAGAAUAACAGGCACAGACUUAAUUUGAUUAGUACUAGCUAUUCCCUAUGGCUAGUUCUAACCUACCGCCAUAUCAACCCACCUCCAAGCCUUCCAAGCCCACCACUGGCGCCUGCAUCUCCUUCUCGAGGAAAACCACCAACCUCUACUCUCUUGUUGUCUUCCUCUGCAUCACCUCUUACUUUCUCGGCGCUUGGCAACGAGGCGGCACCACUAUUCCCAGCACCAAUAGUUUAGUAUCGGAUGCAUGUAGUCCAGUACUACUCGAUAUCAACCUAGACUUCAACACCCACCAUAGCCUCAACGAUGCCGGCGAAACUUUACCCUCCAUUAAUACUAGCAAGAGCUUAUACCCUCUAUGCGACGUGAGUUACAGCGAGUACACUCCCUGUGAGGAUGCAAAGAGAUCGCUCAGGUAUAGCAGAGAUAGGUUGAUAUACAGGGAGAGACACUGUCCCGAGAAGAGUGGGCUCUUGAAGUGUCGCGUGCCGGCACCAUAUGGGUACAAAAAUCCGUUUGCGUGGCCGAAAAGUCGGGAUCUUGCGUGGUACGCGAAUGUACCGCACAAGGAGUUGACAGUGGAGAAGGCGGUGCAGAAUUGGAUCAGAUAUGAAGGAGAUAAGUUUAGGUUUCCGGGAGGGGGGACUAUGUUCCCUAAUGGUGCUAAUGCGUACAUUAAUGACAUUGGGAAGUUUAUCAAUCUUAAAGAUGGGUCUAUUCGGACCGCCAUUGAUACGGGCUGUGGGGUUGCAAGUUGGGGAGCAUAUCUUCUCUCCCGUGACAUCCUGCCAAUGUCAUUUGCCCCGAGGGACACCCACGAAGCUCAGGUGCAAUUUGCUCUGGAGCGAGGUGUUCCUGCUUUGAUUGGUAUCAUUGCCUCUAAGCGACUUCCUUACCCAUCCAGAGCUUUUGACGUGGCCCAUUGCUCUCGCUGCCUCAUUCCAUGGGGCCAACAUGGUGGGCUUUUCUUGAUUGAAGUUGAUCGGGUUCUACGCCCCGGUGGGUACUGGAUUUUGUCUGGACCACCCAUCCACUGGAAGAAAUAUUGGAAAGGUUGGGAAAGAACAAAGGAAGAUUUGAAUGCUGAACAGACAACCAUUGAGAAUGUUGCUAAAAGCCUUUGCUGGAAAAAGUUGAUAGAGCAGGAUGAUAUUGCUAUAUGGCAAAAGCCCACCAAUCACUUAAACUGCAAAGUUCACCGUAAACGUCUCACCCAAAAUCCACCUUUCUGCCCAGCUCAAGAUGCUGACAAGGCCUGGUAUACUGAAAUGGAGACUUGUUUGACAACCCUGCCUCAAGUUUCCAACAGUGAAGAAAUAGCGGGUGGAGAGCUGGCAAAAUGGCCUGAAAGACUGUAUGCGAUACCGCCUAGGGUUAGUAAGGGAACUGUGUCGGGCGUUACAGCUGAGGUUUUCCAACUAGAUGCAGAACUAUGGAAGAAGAGGGUGUCAUAUUAUAAAUAUGUAAACCAACAGUUGGGACAAGCUGGGAGGUACCGCAACGUUUUAGACAUGAAUGCUCACUUGGGUGGCUUCGCUGCUGCGCUAAUUGAUUACCCACUUUGGGUGAUGAAUGUGGUUCCUGUCGAGGCAAAGGUUAACACACUUGGAGUAAUAUACGAAAGGGGAUUGAUUGGAACAUAUCAGAAUUGGUGUGAAGCCAUGUCUACUUAUCCAAGAACUUAUGACCUCAUUCACGCUGAUUCCGUCUUUAGUCUGUACAAAGACAGAUGUGAGAUGGAAGACAUUCUGCUGGAAAUGGAUAGAAUUUUGAGACCAGAAGGAAGUGUAAUCUUCAGGGAUGAUGUUGAUGUUGUGAUAAAGAUCAAGAAUGUUAUCGAUAGAUUGGAAUGGGACAGUGUAAUUGUUGACCAUGAAGAUGGGCCUCAUCAGAGAGGGAAGCUUUUACUUGCGGUGAAGAACUAUGGGACUGCUCCUGCUUCCGAUCAAGAAGAACUCCAAACAGCUAUUAGAGCUUGAUAAUUCUGUUCAUUUUUUACCUUAAUUACCUUUUUUCCAUUUUUUUUCUCUGGUUGGUUAAUAUUGAAAUUUUGGAAUUUGGCACUGCAAUACA
Messenger RNA from Juglans microcarpa x Juglans regia, 2207 nucleotides. RefSeq names its product probable methyltransferase PMT15. Gene Ontology annotation, molecular function: methyltransferase activity. The coding region runs from base 182 to 2113 and encodes 643 amino acids. Lineage: Eukaryota; Viridiplantae; Streptophyta; Magnoliopsida; Fagales; Juglandaceae. The record is from RefSeq and is a predicted model, not a curated record. Gene Ontology annotation, cellular component: trans-Golgi network; cytoplasm; endosome. The transcript has 6 exons.